GUCCAGUUUAAUUCGUACAGAUGUUUCGAGUGAUUAGAUAUUAGAGAUCACCGCCUUUACUUUAGGGUUUUUCUUCUCUUCCUUCUUGUAAUAAUAUAAUUGAUCGGAGAAGAAGAAUGUGUUCUUUUAAUUGGUUUUGACAGAAUGACCAAGGGUUUGAGCCUGAUUGCUUAAAUGACAGACAAAAUUGCGAUGAUUCUCGAUGAUCCUUAUAAAGAUAAUGGUUCUGAACCCGGUGGUGUCAAAGAUGUGAUGAUUCUAGAUGAUCCUGAUAAAGAUAGUGGUUCCGCAGCUGGUGGUGUUGGAGAGGUUGUUUUGGUUCUUCGUCCGGUAGGUCUUGGUGAAUCCGGUGAAGGUAUGCCAUAUGCUCCUGAAAAUUGGCCAAAACCAGGUGACAAUUGGAGAUGGAGGGUAGGUAGAAGGACAUUGUUGAAUGGGUACAUGUGGGAUAGAUUUUUGAUUCCGCCUGCUCGUCUAUUAAAGCCACGGAAGUCAGGACAGCGAAAAGCUGUUUUUCCGAGUAUUCAAGGAGUUGUAAAAUUUCUCCAGGAGGAAAUUCCCAAUGCUGAUGUAGAUGCCUUCUUCAAGUCUUUUUGUUGGAAGAUCCCUUCAAAUGAAUAUGAUUGGCAAAAAGAUCAGCUGCUUUACCCAAUCAUACCUCUUAGGGGAGACUCAGCUGAGGUUGAGCAUUCUGGACACGAAUCAAAUACUUCGACUGUGGAUUGUAAGGCUCGAAAUUUAAUGUGCGGUGACCAACGAGAAGCAAGGAGCAACUCCCUCUCUCUACCUGACAUGGAUUGUGAUAUCUGCUGCAGUGAAGUCAAUUUCUGUCGCAAUUGUUGUUGCAUUCUUUGUUCCAAUAUUAUUGAUUGGAUUCACGGAGGUUAUAGUUUUAUUAGAUGUGAAGCUAAACAAGGUGAAGAUUAUAUUUGUGGGCAUGCUGCUCAUCUGGACUGUGCACUUCGUUCUUAUAUGGCAGGAAAAGUGGGAGGUAGUAUCGGGUUAGAUGUGGAAUAUUAUUGUAGACGAUGUGAUAAGAUGACAGAUCUCAUUCCACAUGUUACAAGGCUUCUACAAACCUGUCAAUCUCUUAAUUUCCCAGAUGAGAUUGAGAAAAUUCUGAAGUUGGGCUUAAGCAUUGUGCGUGGCUCACAACGUGUGGGUGCAUUGAACUUGCUCAACAGUAUUGAGUUGGCCUUUAGAAAGCUCAAAAGUGGGAUUUACCUUGAUGAAAUCUGGAAUAUGGAAGGCGACAUCUCAGAGAUUUCUCCAGCCUCUUACGUGAUCAAGAGCGAGACACGAGUAGUGGAAAAUAAAGAUGUUUCAGCUGGUUCAUAUUCUUUGAAUGUUGGUGCCCCUGAUCUGAAGGUGCAGAAAAGUUCUCAAGAACCUCUGUACAUAACAUCAGACCACCAGAUUGAAUCUGUGAAGCUCGAGAAGGAGGUGGAGCAAGUACUCCAAGAAUUAAAGAAGUCACAGAAGGUCGAAUUUGAAAAUGCAAAAGCAAAGCUUUAUGCUAAGAAACUUGCUAUUCUUGAUUUGUACCAAAAGCUUGAUGCAGAGAAGUAUAAACUAGAUAAUCGGUCAUCUUCGAGCAAGAAUUCUGACAUGGACACCCUUCUUACAAGCAUUCUGAACAGAGUAAGUGAGAUUAAGCAGGAACUUAUAAGCCUCAAGGAUAUGGUCCGAAUUGCCAGAGGAUUUGGAAGGACUCCUACAGGUAUUCUAAAGGAACAUUUUGGUUUGCAAAACGAAGACUGAAAUUUGCAUCUUUAGUGGGCGUUUUAUAUCACCAGCUUUUGUAUAUUCUUCAGGUUUAGGUUUUAAUUGUAUGUAAAGGUUAACCUUCUCGGGCUAGGUUCGACUAGAAAAGUAGAUAAAUACGGUUAGCCGAACAUCAUCUUUAAUGGUGUGUGGACUACGUUCAGCUUGGAGAGCUCAAAAACAACUAACCGAAUUUCCAUAUUUUGUGUUAACAGAGUUAUGUUCAGCA
Molecule: messenger RNA, 1993 nt
Organism: Papaver somniferum (opium poppy)
Lineage: Eukaryota; Viridiplantae; Streptophyta; Magnoliopsida; Ranunculales; Papaveraceae
Product: protein OBERON 1-like
Exons: 5
Coding region: 175-1761 (528 amino acids)
Source: RefSeq, a predicted model, not a curated record